Molecule: messenger RNA, 1924 nt
Organism: Helianthus annuus (common sunflower)
Lineage: Eukaryota; Viridiplantae; Streptophyta; Magnoliopsida; Asterales; Asteraceae
Product: probable protein phosphatase 2C 12
Exons: 10
Coding region: 191-1489 (432 amino acids)
Biological process (GO): protein dephosphorylation
Molecular function (GO): protein serine/threonine phosphatase activity
Source: RefSeq, a predicted model, not a curated record
AAAAAAUAUCAAACUCACAGCUAGCUAUCACCCCCACCCCACCCCACCCCCCUUCUUCCGCGCGGAAAUUUUUGUUGCGAAUCGAAUCUAUCUCUGCUUGCUUUUUCUCUCUACCUUUCUAUCCGAAUCUCUCUACAAUCUUUAGGAUUCUGUUGAGUUUGAAUGAGUUGAAUUUGUAAAUCUGGAUGAAAUGAUGUGCCAUAAGAGUGAGCACGUGCCGUUAUCGGUGUUGUUGAAGCGUGAGUUGGUGAACGAGAAGGCUGAUAGGCCGGAGAUUGUUUGUGGUGAGGCUAAUCAAUCCAAAAAGGGGGAGGAUUUUGCUCUAAUCAACACCGAUUGCGAGCGGGUGGUUGGAGAUGGUGUUGUUACCACUUAUUCUGUCUUUGGGAUAUUUGAUGGGCAUAAUGGCUCUGCAGCUGCUAUAUAUACUAAGGAGAAUCUUUUAAACAACGUUUUGUGUGCCAUUCCGCCUGAUCUUAACCGCGAUGAAUGGGUGGCAUCGCUGCCUAGGGCUUUGGUGGCUGGGUUCGUGAAAACGGAUAAAGAUUUUCAAGAAAAAGCCCAAAGGUCGGGGACGACUGUCACCUUUGUAAUUAUUGAGGGUUCAAUUGUGACGGUGGCAUCAGUUGGGGAUUCCCGCUGCAUUCUUGAGUCUGCUGAUGGGGCAAUAUAUUAUCUAUCAGCAGAUCACAGACUUGACUCUAAUGAAGAAGAGAGAGAACGUGUCACUGCAAGUGGUGGUGAGGUUGGUCGGCUUAAUACUGGUGGUGGCACCGAGAUUGGGCCUUUGAGAUGUUGGCCUGGGGGCUUAUGCCUUUCACGAUCUAUCGGAGAUCGGGAUGUUGGGGAGUUCAUUGUUCCUGUUCCUCAUGUUAAGCAAGUGAAGCUAUCCUCUGCUGGUGGGAGGCUUGUUAUCUCAAGUGAUGGUGUGUGGGAUGCUCUUUCUGCCGAAGAGGCUUUAGAGUGCAGUCGUGGUUUGGCACCCGAAGCAGCAGCAGCACAAAUUGUUAAAGAAGCUGUACAAUUGAAAGGAUUGCGGGACGAUACAACCUGCAUUGUGAUUGAUAUACUACCGCCCGAAAAGACAAAUCCUCCAUUGCAACCACCAAAGAAAACGGGUAAGCGUGUAUUUAAGGCCAUGUUCCGGAAAAGGAGUACCGAGGAGCCACCGAAGCUUCAUGAUGAAGAAGAAUAUUUUGACCCAGAUUUGGUGGAGGAGCUUGUGGAGGAAGGAUCUGCUAUGCUUUCUGAAAGGUUAGAUACGAAAUACCCGCUCUGUAAUGUUUUCAGGUUGUUCAUUUGUGCGGUGUGUCAAAUUGAAAUGAAACCCGGGGAAGGGAUUUCAAUACACCAUGGAUCAUGUAAUACAAGGGGAAACUUAAGGCCCUGGGAUGGUCCUUUCCUUUGCGUUAGCUGCCAACACAAGAGAGACGCCAUGGAAGGGAAAAUGCCAUCCACAAAUGCGCGAUACAGUAGCGAAAGUGAUUGAUGUCACAUUGAUACCCUACAGAUACCUACAAUUGUUUCUGAGCAAAGCAUAUAUUUGAAGCCCAUAAAGAUUGUCAAGAUAAGCUCUUUAUCUUUCUCAAGGGCAUUGACUUUUGACUUUCUAAAAAAAGUCUUCUAAACUUGUGCCAAAUAUUGUUGGUACAUGAGUAUCUUUCUCUUUAAUUCCCUUAAACACAUCAGAUUAGUUUUGUAUUCUGUAGUUAUAAUCUUUCCUUAAACCCCCCCUUAGUAGUUUUUUUUUUUGAACGAUCCUGACUAGCAUUGCAUAGAUCUAACAUUGACCGUUACAGACUUGCAGCUUCCUCAGAUGCUGUCACAUUUUUUUUUUUUUUACAAAAUUUCUAGUUAAUAUUCUUGGAAUCACUUGUAACAAUAUUAUAUGUUCCUACUACAAAGUGAAAACCAUUUCUCAGAA